GACACCGCUGGAGAGGAUCAAAGUGUGAACCAGGCGUCGAGCUGCCUCCACCCAGCAGAGCACAGGGCUAUCACCGCUCUCAGAGAUCAGGGUCGUCUCCAAACCCAGAGUCCAGAACCCUUCCUAGAGGCCAGGACCAGAUCUCUUUCUAGAGGCCUUGACUACAGUCUUCACGGAGGCCAGGACCAGAACGCUUUCCAGACUCCAGAACCAGAGCCCUUCCCUGAGUCCUUCACAGAGUCCAGGGCUGGCACCAUUAUCAGAGCGUAGAACCAGAACCCUUCCCAGGGUUUGGCACUAUUCUCAGAGCCCAGGAUUGCCACCUUUCACAGAUAUUAGGCUUCAUGGUCAGAUUGAGGGUGACAUUUGACCAUUAUUCAAUCUGCAACACAGAGAUUCCAGGAGAAGGACAGCAUUACUUAGAAAUAGGAGGAUGAGAAGAAUAUGUUUGUCCAUCAUCAUCAUCAUCAUCCUGUGUAUUGUGUCCAAAGCCUACACUAAAGACGUUCAACAAUCUAAUGAUCUCGUCAGAAAUCCAUCUAACCAGAUGUCUGAUCAUCCUGAGGAACAAGAAGUGAGCCCUCAAGUGGGAGAUAGCUUUUCUGCUAAAGACAUUCCUUCAUCUAAAGAGACAGAAUUGGGACGUAGGCAACCAUCGGGGGAAGACCCCUUGUCAGAGAAUCAGGAUAGUAGGAUACCAAGAAGGGUACGGAAGUCAGCAGAGCCUUCUAUCAACAGGGAUCGGAUCCGCUGGUUACUUCUGGUCAGUCCGCUGCUGAUUGUCCUGCUGAGUCUGAUCACGUGUGCUCUAGGUAAAAAGGCGCUAUGGAAACCAGGAGAAGACACCCAAAAAAUUGUACUCUCCCCUCCCCAAAUAUCUUUUAUGGUACAACCAGGACAUGGUGGUGAAGUCCCCCGAGGUGGAGAAGGAAGAAGAAACAUGAAGACAAGCUCCAGAGGUGCAAAGCCUGGAGGAGACCAUGAUUCCUACUCAGUUUCCACCAAAACAGAAGAAAGAGGACACCGUAAGACAAGCUCUGGAGGACAAAAGUCUGGAAGAGGCCAUGAUUCAUACUCAGAAGGAAGAGGACACUGCAAGACAAGCUCUGGAGGACUAAAGCCUGGAGGAGGCCAUGAUUCAUACCCGGGAAAAACAGCUACUAGAACAAUCCCCACAGAUGUAGAAGAUAUGCAGCCGGGGCCAGCACCAAGCUCGAGAACCUCUAGACGUGAUUUUCCUUCUCCUUCAGGGAUACGAGGCACGAAUCAGAAGGAAGGUCGUCAUUCCUCAGCAAAGGCUCCUGCAAAAAUCUCAAAUCAUCUCGAGACAAAUCAAAGGAAGGGAAGUUCCAUGGGGUCAAAGUCUAGAGUAGACUCAUAUACAGAAAAACAUGGAAAGAAGUUUCAAGAGGCAGGAAUACGACCAACAGCAAGAAAUGCUAUAUGUUCCGUUACUCAGUCAUACUCUAAUAUGGAUGGAGGAAACUUCAGGAGAGCAAUUUCUGUAAAGGGUGAUACAGCCAUUAGAUCAUGGUCAGAUGGAGGAAGCUUGACAGUACCGACAGUAUCUGCAGGGGGUGAUCCAGACAAUGGAUACUAUUUAGAAAAUGAAUUAACUACAGAGAAUCGAAUGAAAACAUCAUCAAAAGGCAAAGAUCGAGUGAAGCAGGAGAAAACCUCAUCAGAGGGUGAAGGCCAAGCAAAACGAGAGAAAACCUCAUCAGAGGGUGAAGGCCAAGCAAAACGAGAGAAAACCUCAUCUGAAGGUGAAGGCCAAGCAAAACGAGAGAAAACCUCAUCAGAAGGUAAAGGCCAAGCAAAACCAGAGAAAACCUCAUCAGAAGGUGAAGGCCAAGAGGAGCAAGUGAAAGUCUCAUCAGAAGGUGAGGACCGAUUUAGGCGAGAGAUACCCUCACCAGAAGGCGAAAACCAAGCAAAGCGAGAGAGAACCUCAUCAGAAAGUGAAAACCAAGUGAAGCGAAAGAAAAUCUCAUCAGGAGAUAAGGACGAAGAGAAGCAAGAGAAAACCUCCUCAGAGGUUGAAGUCCAAGCUAAACAAAAAACUUCAUCAGAAGAUGUAGAAGAUAUGCAGCCGGGGCCAGCACCAAGCUUGAGAACCUCUAGAAGUGAUUUUCCUUCUCCUUCAGAAUUAUUGCAAAGGACGUUUCUGCAGAAGCUGAUGGCUUUGGACAUUUCAGCCAGGAAUACUGUUGACGAUGAAGAAAUAUUAUUGGAUUCAGAAGAAGAGGAAUAUGGAGAUAUGAAGUCAUCAGAAUGCUUUAACCCUCUCGAUGUGCUUUGUGGCCUCUUGCAUCAAUCAGAUAUGAUCUUAAAACAACAGAUUGUGUCCAAAAUGUCCAUGUGUCAAUUUGCUGUCCCUCUACUUCUCCCUUCUCCCAACACACAAGACUGCACAUUUAUGCUGUGGUCAAUGAGAGAUAUCGUGAAGAAAUGGAGACCUCACUCUAUGACUGCUAGUAAAACUUAUGUGGAAGACAGUAUAGUCAAUGUUCCCAUGCCCAUGUUCUCCUUUGUUAGACUUGGGACCUGUAGCAUAUCAAAAUCUCGAUAUCUCAACCAAGUCCUAAGUCCAUCUCAGCAGAAUCAUAACUUCUUUGUGCAUGGCGAUAUGCCUGGUGGGAAUAUACCUAGAAAACACUCUGAUGGACUUGUGGAAAUUAUCUGGUAUCUUCCAUCAGGACAUGAACAGUUAGAUGUUUUUCCUGAGCCCAUUGCUGUUAUGAAUCUACGAGGAGAUCUUGAGUCCAAUGAGAAACAGUUGAAUUUUUUAACACGUGUAUCAUCUGCUCUGUUCAUAUUUAUUGAGGAAGUACAAGAGAACCAGCACAACCUACUAUCAAGAUUACGAAAUGUGACAAAUGUCUUCUUGAUUCUUAAUGUAAGAGAUAGAGAAGACAACAUGAAGGACCUGAAGACUCUCAAUGACACACUUCAACUGCCAAGACAAAAUAUUCUAGUUAAGACCAAACAUAUCAAUGACUCACAGGUGGUAAAGAAAAUAAGAUCAGCAAUGAAAAUGAUUUUUACAGAAAUAAAAGAAACGUUUAAUCUUGAGCAAAUUUCGAAGAAGGCCACCGAAUUCAGCAUUGAUGAGAACUCUCCAGAAUGCAAAGAAACAAAAGCUAAAGCCAAGGAAAUAACAGAUGAAAUAAACAAUAUAAAUCACUAUAAGCAUGAAACAAUGAAGCUACAGGGAGACCUCUGGAAAGAAAUAUCUAAAAUGGAGAAGGAAAUAUGUAGAAUGAGGAAACUAGGUGAUGAAGAUGCAGAAGAAUAUAAAUCUGGGCUUCAGGCAAAAAUACUAACACUCCAAAUGGUACAAAGACAACACCACCUGACAGGUGGCAUGCUGAGAUAUCAAGAAGCUUUGAUGUUAACAGACAGGACGCUAUUUCUGAAAUGGCUGAAAAUACUGCUUGACAAAAUAGGGAAAAACCAUCUCAGGGAAUUACACAAUGAAUACAAAUUUAAAUAUCAACGUCGAUCAACAACUGAACAAGAUCUUCAAAUAAUUGACCAGAAAAUAGUAGAUGGCUCACUGGGUGUAGAACAUUUUAUACGGGAGCUUGGGCAAUAUUACGAGGCUAAAUGUUCCAUGAUAAAACAAGGAUUUAUUCCUGAGGAUAAAAUGCAGUUUGCUGGCUUGCCAGGAAUUGCUUCUGACCUUCUUCUGGAUGGGUUCCCAUUUGAGCUUAUUGAUGGAGAUGCCUCUAACAUUCCCUUAGAGUGGAUAACUGAUGUCCUGACUGAGCUGGAUAAGAAGACUGGAGGACAAUGUAGGAUGAGAGUGAUAACUGUGCUGGGGGUGCAGAGUACAGGGAAGUCCACCCUUCUGAACACCAUGUUUGGUCUACAGUUCCCUGUAGCCAGCGGACGAUGCACACGAGGAGCCUUUAUGACCCUUAUUAAAGCGAAGGAGAACUUCCAGGAGGAGCUAAAUUGUGACUUCAUUCUAGUCAUUGACACCGAAGGACUGAAAUCCUUGGAUCUUGCUUCUCUGGAAAACAGUUAUGAACAUGACAAUGAAUUGGCCACAGUCGUAGUUGGCUUAAGUGACAUCACCAUAGUCAACAUGGCCAUGGAAAAUGCCGAAGAAAUGAAAGAUAUUUUGCAGAUUGUGGUCCACGCGUUCCUUAGAAUGAAAGGAAUAGGAAAGAAAUCCAGCUGCAAGUUCGUGCAUCAGAAUGUGAGCGAUGUGUCCGCUCAUGUGAAAAACAGAAAUGCUAGACAGAAAUUUCUUCUACAGCUGAGUGAAAUGGCAAAAGUCGCAGCAAAAAUGGAGAAAAGAAGUGGAAUUAAUAACUUUUCAGACAUUAUUUACUGUGACAUUGAAAAAGAUUCCUGGUACAUUCCUGGGUUAUGGUACGGCAUACCACCUAUGGCUUCUGUGAACUCCGGGUACAGUGAAACGGUUAGCGAGUUAAAGCAAUCAAUAAUUGGAUCCCUACAGUCAAUGGAUGGGAAACCUCAAAAUAUUAGAGAAUUUACAGAGUGGAUAAAAAGUUUGUGGAAUGCCGUAAAACAUGAAAAAUUUGUCUUCAGCUUUAGAAACCGAUUAGUCACGGAAGCCUAUAACCAGCUCUGUAUUUAUUAUGCAGAUUGGGAAUGGACAUUUCAGAAACAUAUUCAUAGAUGGAUGAUGGAGACAGAAACUUUCAUCUACAACCUACCAUAUGAGAAACUAGGAGCAGAUGUAUGGAGCAAACUUCUAAAUGAUAUUAAUCAGAUAUUGGACAAGGAGGAGACAGCCAUGCAUCAAUGUCUGGAGGAAUAUUUUGAGAGUGAUUUUGAGAAUGCUCAUCUCUUGGAAAUGUUUCGCGGAGAUUUUUUUAGAAGUGUGAAAUAUCUCAGGAAAGAACUUGAAAAUGUUCUUCGUGAUAAGUGUGAGAAGACAAUUCGUAUUCAGAAAGAGAAAUCCCAGAUUCAAGCUAUGCAAGCCCAAUAUAUUAACAUAAUGGAAGAAAAAGUAGCAGAAAUGAUGGGCAGAAGGAGAAAUGAAAAAUACAUGGGAAACAGUAAGGCUCUACAGGAAGAAUUUGAGGAAAUGUGGGUAAAAACAGUUUCCACUUUAAGGCUAAGUAAGCUAGAAGUACACGAUGUUGGUCGCAAAAUCUUUCAACAAUUAAAAAGGGACAUAGGUUGUGAAGAUGAUGUGAUUAGGAACAGGCUCCGUAACCUCGAUCAAUAUAAGGAUAUUGUUCUGGAAGACAAGCAUCUCUCCAGUUAUUCUCUAGAACAUUUCACACUGGUAAAUGCCUUAAUUGAGAAAUGUAGCAAAUAUGUUGAAGACAUUAUGAGUAACAAAGAAGACUUUAAUGAAUUGUAUUCCCAAGAUUUGCUGUCAUUGAUCAAUAAAAGGCUAAGGAUGCGAGACUUCCAAGAUCUUCACAUUACGAAAUGCUUUGAGUUUGAUCUUAAACUUUACAUUCUAAAAAGUGCAACCAUUAAAUUCCAGCAGAUACAUGAAGACUUUGUACAAAGAAAUGAUCCAAGGACCUGCCUGGAGAUGCUGAAACCUCAGUACUACUCCACUUUUAAAAACAUGUAUGAGAAAAGGGAUGAAUGUAGAAGGAAAGCGGAACAGUUCUGUCAAUUAUGCCUGAAGCCGGCCAUCACCGAUCACAUCAACAAGUAUCUCGGUAAGGAGAUGAUGGAUGACAUCCUGCAAGUCGGUGGCCCAGAAGAAUUCAAGAGUCGGAAACGUUUACAAUUAGUGAUUCUUGAAAAGUUGCUAGAGGACAAAUCAUGUUAUCAGUAUGAUGAAUACAUCAGUGAUUAUGAGCAUUUUCUCAAAAGAUGGAUUUCAUCCUACAUUGCCGAACAUUACAAAGACCAAGGACCGAUCCGAGCAAUGCAAUUAAAAACACUCAAUUCUCUAAUGGCCAAAGUGCAGCAAACCUUCAAUUAUUCAACACUUAUCUCGUCUGCAAGCCUUACUGAGUUUUUAGUGCAUUUUUGUAACAUUUUUGAGAAAGAACUUGUCAUUUCCAAGAAUGACAUGAAAGCUGUCUUGUUCCAGAGUAAUCUAAAUGUUAAACAAUUUGCCAAGGAUGUCAAGUUGUAUCUUCAUCAUUUACAAGAUGAAAUCCAGAAGGAGUUUAACACAAAGGGUAUAGAAACAACAUUUUCACAGCUGACACUAAAGCCUCAGGAGGAACUCUUCAGGAAGGUGAUUGGAUGUGGGAAGAAGUGUCCAUUCUGUAAAGCCCCCUGUGAAGCCGGAGGAGCUGACCACAAAGAGCACUUUGCCUCUCUUCACCGACCCAGGGGACUAGGGCGACAUGAAAACGAACAAACCAAAGAUCUUGACCAUUCUAUAUGUUCCACAAAUGUCAUCUCUAAUAAGACUUUCAAAAAUGAAGACACAGGCUGGAAGCCUCACCCUUACAAGGAUUACAGGACCUAUUAUCCAGACUGGGCCAUCUAUCCUGAUAUGACUGCCAAUUCCUCCAACUAUUGGAAAUUUGUCUUGAAAGAAUUUAAUGAUUCAUUUGCCCAAAUUUAUAGGAAAAAAACAGCAAAAAUCCCAGAAGACUGGUGCAAAAUAAGUUAUCGUGAAGCCCUUACCAGCCUGAGGACAACGUUACAGUGAACCAGUCACCUGCAGCAGUGGGGACCAUGCAGAGAGGAGAUUACUAUAUACCGAGCCCAAUAAUAAAAGCCAUGGUCACAUUGGAUACAUGUGUUAUCAUCAUGUCUUGUCUAAUCCAAGUGAAGGACCAUAAAGUACGAAUGCAAGAAGGUCUUUGUUCCUGAUUGACACCCACAGACUAACUAAAAAUGUUAAUUCUUCCUUCUCUUAAUUAUCUAAUUCAUUGUUCUUCUGUUAAUUACUGUGGCUGUUAUACAUUAUGUGGAACAAUUUUGAAUAAACUAAUCAUGAUCUGAA
Bufo gargarizans (Asiatic toad) is the source of this 6910-nucleotide messenger RNA. Its product is annotated as interferon-induced very large GTPase 1-like. NCBI's taxonomy places the organism in Eukaryota, Metazoa, Chordata, Amphibia, Anura, Bufonidae. Gene Ontology annotation, molecular function: GTP binding. The record is from RefSeq and is a predicted model, not a curated record. The coding region runs from base 434 to 6613 and encodes 2059 amino acids. The transcript is spliced from 15 exons.